Messenger RNA from Salvia hispanica, 1292 nucleotides. Its product is annotated as myb-related protein 306-like. The record is from RefSeq and is a predicted model, not a curated record. Lineage: Eukaryota; Viridiplantae; Streptophyta; Magnoliopsida; Lamiales; Lamiaceae. Gene Ontology annotation, biological process: response to auxin.
UUUCUCUAUAUAUUUCCUUGGACAUGUUAGACUCCUGUCUCUACAAUCUCUCCAAGAUUCAACACCAAGAUAACAAAACAAAACUAAAGAAACCCUCUUUUUUCUUCUCUUCUUCCUUUCUUUCAAUACACACACACUGAAAACUAGCUAGUGCAAUUAUAUUGAAAUGGGGAGACCACCUUGCUGUGAUAAAAUCGGAGUGAAGAAAGGGCCAUGGACGCCGGAGGAAGACAUCGUCCUCGUCUCGUACAUCCAGCAACACGGCCCGGGCAAUUGGAGGGCUGUUCCUACUAAUACAGGUCUACUGAGAUGCAGCAAGAGCUGCCGCCUCCGGUGGACGAACUACCUCCGCCCGGGGAUCCGCCGCGGCAACUUCACCGAGCAGGAGGAGAAGAUGAUCAUCCACCUCCAAGCCCUCCUCGGCAACAGAUGGGCUGCCAUAGCUUCGUAUCUCCCGGAGCGAACAGACAACGACAUCAAGAACUACUGGAACACGCACUUGAAGAAGAAGCUGGGGAAGAUCGAGGGCGGAAAGGGGGAUUCAUCGGAGUCGAAAUGGAUCUCGAAAGGGCAGUGGGAGAGACGGCUUCAGACCGACAUCCACACGGCUAAACAAGCCCUAUGUGAAGCUCUCUCCAUCGACAAACCGGCCGUGGAAUUAAACAAAAUCAUACCAACUCAACGAGGCUCAGAGGCUCAGACAACAACGUAUGCAUCCAGCACCGAGAACAUCGCUCGUUUGCUCAAGAAGUGGAUGAACAAGCCUUCAGAGGCCGUCUCCUCGGAUAGCAACAACUUCUCGGCUGGAUUGAGCUCCAGCCCUAGCGAAGGGACGUUCCACAGCUUCAACUCGUCGAAUUCGGAGGCCUCGGCGUCGGUGGAGAUGGAGAUGGAUCGUGAGGUCAAGUUUGAGACGCAAAUGCCCCUCACUUUUCUGGAGAAGUGGCUUCUUGACGAUGCUGCUGCGCAGGGGCAGGAUGGGGAUUUCUUGGAUAUGGCUUUGGGUGAAACUGCUGAUUUGUUUUGAAGAAUAAUAAGAUUUCUACAAAACAACUCAGGAGUUUAGUUUAAUUAAUGAAAUUGUGUUUUUUUUGGGGGGAUAUUUGAUCAACUGAUGGUUUUUAUUUUUAACUUCAUGUAUGUAAAUGAUCUCUGAUUACUAAUGGUGUUUAGGAGAUCUCAAAGUGUAAUUAUUUGUAGCCUUUGCAUAUGUGCUGGAUAGAAAUAAUUAAGCUCUGAAUGUUUCUACUUUAUAAGAAAUCGGAAUUAAUUAGGGUUUGGUUUUAGUUAGU